CUUCUAGGAACUUACUCGGGGGUUGUGGUAUUGAGGGUAAACCAGGGUGGAGAAAGACUGUCAGAAAGGCUGUGGGCAGGUUCAGGAGCCCUCAGCAAAUGCUUCGGGAAAAUGGCCAAAAGAAUUGCUGAGAAGGAACUGACAGAUAGGAAUUGGGAUCAAGAAGACGAAGCCGAAGAGGUGGGCACAUUCUCAGUGGCCAGUGACGAAGUCUUGAAGAACAGAGCCAUAAAGAAAGCAAAGCGUAGAAAUGUUGGAUGUGAAUCUGAUGGUGGCGGGGCCUUCAAAGGCUUUAAAGGGCUGGUGGCACCUUCUGGAGGAGGAGGCUUUUCUGGAUUCGGUGCUUGUGUUGGAGGGAAGCCUUUGGAAGGACUGUCCAAUGGAAACAGCAUGGCAGGUGCCCCGCCCUUCUCCAGUGCGAGAGCUGCCACCGAGACCAAGGUGGCCUUUGGAUCUGUUGCUGCAAAUGGCCCCGCCUCCUUGGUUGAUAAUAAGAUUUCAAACCCCAAAAGGAAUGGUGACAGUCAGUCCUCUGGUCUUUCCUCGAGCACCACUCACCAAGGGAACGCCUACCACAAGCAGCUGGCGGCCUUGAACUGUUGUGUGCGGGACUGGAUCGUGAAGCAUGUGAACGCGAACCCGCUGUGCGACCUGACGCCUGUCUUUAAGGACUAUGAGAACUACUUAGCGGGCAUUGAGCAGCAGCUUGGUGACAGCGGAAGCAGCGGCUCUGAAAGGAAACCUAGCAAAACGUCACUCGACUCACAGUCUCCCUCCCUAUUUGGUUCAACAAAGUCACAGCAAGAGUCAACAUUUUUGUUUCAUGGGGAUAAAACUGAGGGCACCUCUGAAAAGAAGACAGAGGCUGUGCCUGAGAAAAAGGGGGACCCGUCACUGGGAGCGACAAGUGCCUCGUUUAAUUUCGGCAAGAAAAUUGAUGGUUCUGUUUUGGGCUCCUUAAACUCUGGCCCCCUGGCUGGGUUUUCAUUUCCUUCUGGAAACUCCAGUUUAUUUGGCAAAGACAUUACCCAGAGUAAGCCCGUUCCUUCGCCGUUCUCCGUUACAGCACCGGAGAGCCAGGCCGGGGGCGGCAGUGCCGGCUGCGAAGGUGGAGAUGAAGAAGAAAAUGAUGAGCCGCCCAAAGUAGUAGUUACUGAGGUCAAAGAAGAAGAUGCUUUUUACUCCAAAAAGUGUAAACUUUUUUACAAGAAAGACAAUGAAUUUAAAGAGAAGGGUGUAGGUACUCUGCAUUUAAAACCUACAGCGAAUCAGAAGACACAGCUGUUGGUGCGGGCAGACACCAACUUAGGCAACAUAUUGCUGAACGUCCUGAUCCCACCCAACAUGCCGUGCACCCGGACCGGGAAGAACAACGUGCUCAUCGUCUGCGUGCCCAACCCCCCGGUGGACGAGAAGAACGCCGCCGCCCCCGUGACCAUGCUGAUCCGGGUCAAAACCGGCGAGGACGCGGACGAGCUGCACCGAGUCCUCCUGGGGAAGAAGGACGCCUAGCCCCGCCCCCCUUAGUCAGGUUUCUUCUUCCGUUGACGUUCUGAGAACUUUUAGGUAACUUACAGCCUGUGAGCAAGAUUAAUAUGGCCAAUAAACCUUUAAUGUUUAGUGUUAAGAACUGUCUAAUGUGUAAACUACAUUUGAAAGAAAUUUUGGUAUUUUUAAUGUUCAUUUAUUAAAUUAACCACAAGUGA
Messenger RNA from Myotis brandtii (Brandt's bat), 1706 nucleotides. RefSeq names its product nucleoporin 50kDa (gene NUP50). Gene Ontology annotation, biological process: protein import into nucleus. Lineage: Eukaryota; Metazoa; Chordata; Mammalia; Chiroptera; Vespertilionidae. The record is from RefSeq and is a predicted model, not a curated record. The coding region runs from base 112 to 1512 and encodes 466 amino acids. Gene Ontology annotation, cellular component: nuclear pore. The transcript has 8 exons.